GAGUUGCAGCGAGCCAAGAAGACUUUCAGCGAGGUGGUGCAACAACGGCUCAAGAACAGCUCGGAGCUCGUCAGUGCGUCUACAACUCAGGCCUACGACAACAAUGUGCAGAAAGCCGUCGAGCAGCUGCGCACGUGGGCGAACCCCAACAGCGCCACGAACGACGGGAAGCAUGCGCUCCACCGAGCGCUGGCUCAAGGUCACACGGCGGUGGCCAGGCAACUGCUGACCUACAAGGCCAACAUCUGGUUGAAGGAGAACGACAAGACCGCCUUGGAUGUCGCCUUGGAAGUUGCAGCGGAGAAGCCCGGAUCCCUCGAGCUCCUGGUCGACCUUCAUGAGCAGUACCAGGACUACAAGAGCGAUGCUGGUCGCGGCCUCAGCUGCAAUGGUCUCCAAGCCGGAUCCCGAACUUUGGUGAAGCAGCUGCCUGUGACGGAGACUCCUCGCUUGACGUUCCUGAUGUUGGCAGUGAAGCAUGGCAAUGCGGACCACAUCAAGCAGAAGCCAGAUGCGUCGAUGGCCCGGGCCCUUGCAGGGAUCCGGGAUAAGGGAGGCCGUGCAAUCCCACUGCAGCAAGGCAGCACGGCUUUGAUGCUCGCGGCCAGGGAGGGUAAGACGGCGUCUCUGAAAGAGCUCCUGGAUGGGGGCGCCGACAAGGCUCGGAACCUGAAGGAGCGUGCCGUGGGAGCAGAGCGGCCUUGCAAUCCGGUUCGUAGGACUGCCAAGACAGCGAGGGCCGGGGCCUUGGGCCACGCUGCAUCGAGCCGUGCCGUCUGUCGCAAUAACGCCGGAAAGCACACCGCAUUGCUAGGCCACACCGCGCUGAUGCUCGCCAUGCAGGGCGGCCACGAGGAGUCCUUCAAAAUGCUCCUUGACGGGGGCGCAAAGAGGGGCCUGAAAAGCAGCGCUGGCCGGGGCCUCGAAGUGGUGAUUCCGAUCCGGCGUAAAACGGUGUUGGAGCUGUCCGCCGACAACGCGAAAUUCCUGGCACUUCUUGGUCCGACAGCCCUCAUGGAGGCGGCAAGGGACGGCCACACCUUGCUCGUCAAAGAGCUCUUGGAGAAGGGAGCCGAGGAGGUGAGGGAGCCGGAGGGCACGGGAGUUGUGGGGACAAGGAAGACUCAGGGCUGCUAUUCGGCGAGGUCGCAUUGUUUCUUUCGUACAAGCCGCACGAGACAUGUUGGCAACUUCGAUGUUGCGAAAGAGACUUGA
This is a messenger RNA of Symbiodinium necroappetens, 1215 nucleotides long. Lineage: Eukaryota; Dinophyceae; Suessiales; Symbiodiniaceae. The record is from the annotation of a GenBank genome assembly.